AUGUGCCGGCGGGCGCGGCUUGCGCGCCUCGCGCAGCUUCCUUUGCGCCUUGCGGUGCGAAGUCCGAGCUCAUUUUCGCAGCCGGCGUACGCUUCCAGAAACUGCAGCACUGGGAAGGGAGCCCUGCGUCGGGAGGCACCAGGAGACCCGAAGGGGCAAGCGAAGCAGGAGGCACACGUUCGAAAAGCCUUGUUCGCCCAACUUCGUCCAGAUGGAGGGAGCAAGUUCUGGAAAGACGUUUCGAAGCGGGCUGCAGUUGUCCACGCAGCUGAGGAGCUCAGCAGGCACGGAUGGCUGCGCAGCACGAAGGACUUCACAGUGGUGGCCUCGUCGCUGAUCCGAGCAAGUCGGUGGUCGAGGGCCUUGGUGGCUUUGACAGAGGAGCUUCCUGAUGCAUCGCUGCUUCCAGAUGCCGUGGCCUGGAAUGCCUGUGCGGCAGCUUGUGCCGCCGGGAGCCACUGGGCCGGUGCUCUGGCUCUCCUGGAGAGGGCAGCUGACAGCUCUGUGCCCAUGCUUCGUGCUGCCAUGGAUGCAUGCUUGAAGGCCAGCCUUUGGCAGAGAGCGCUGCUCCUACAACCAGACGGUGAUGUUGGAUGCUACGCUGCAGCUGCUCGGGCCCUCGGGCGGACAGCAAACUGGCAGAUGGCGCUUAUGCUUCUGCAGAAGUCGCACUGCAAGACGUCGCGCAAGGAUGCAUCUCAGCUGCUGCGCGACGUGCUGGGCGUGAUGGCAAAGGCAGGCAAGUGGAAGCAUGCCUGUGGUGUGCUGACUGCCCACAUGGAUACGGGACCAAAUUCAGAUCGGCAAGAUCGUCUCCGGGUGGCCAAGUUUGAUAAUGCAGCUUUGAAUGCGGUGAUUGCAGCCUGCACGGAGGCUGCCAGGUGGGAAAAGGCGCUGGAAGUUCUCCAAGCAGGCCGUGGAAUGAGGAUACAAACAGACGUGGUAAACCACAAUGCAGCUCUUGCAGCUUGCGCUCGAGCAGCCCAAUGGCGGAGCGCAUUGGAACUGCUGGCGGCGAUGACACUCGCGACAGGAGCGACGGCUGCGGAUGUCGCAAGCUUCAGCAUUGCAAUCACAGCGUGCGAGAAAGCAGGGCGGAGUCGAGAAGCCUCGCAGCUCAUGGAAGAUAUGGCCAGUGCGGGUCUCCCGCUUGAUGCGAUCGCCUUCAGCGCCUGUAUCAGUGCAUGCGAGAAAUCCAACGAUUGGGCCAGAGCACUCUACCUCCUGACCGUAGCCCUCAGACAAGAGCAGGCUGAUUCCGUCAGCUGCAGUACCACGCUCAGUGCCUGUGAGAAGGCCUCGCGCUGGGAGCUUGCCUUGCAAUUGCUAUCUGGCAACUACAAUUGGGAGGUUGGUGCUGUUGGGAAUGGGGCCUUUCUGACAUCAUGCAAAAACAGUUCUCGUUGGAUGGAAGCCUUGGCUGUGGUUCACGCGAAACGGCGAUUAGAUGCCAUUGGCCUGACCAGUGCUCUGGGUGCAGCUGAGACAGCAGGGUACAACGGGGCCCUGUGCACAGUUUUGAGAGACCUCCUGCACCAGACCAGCAUGCAAUUGCUCUUUGCCUGCAGAGUCGGGGGAGGUCCUGCAGCAAGCCGAGCACAUGCCGCAUCGACAGGAGGCUUGGACGUCUUGGAUAGCCAUGGUCUUCUCCAUUUGGGUGGCUUGGCGGUGGCACGCGUGCGUGUACGACAGGCUGCCCUGAAGGAAUUCCAAGAGAAAGUUGCAGAGAACCCGGUGCUGCAGUCCCUCUGUGACUUGGGCAGACCAUGUUCAAGAGAUGCCAUGGAGGAGCUGAAGCUCCCUACCCAGCUCAGCCGAUGGCAAGUGGGCGCACGAGAUGUUCUGGCUGAAGUGCUAUUGAAUGCCUCACCGAACUUGCAGCCCUUGCCGAUUCACGAGAAGGCUGUAAAGAUUUUUGCGGAGUCCCAGAAGGUGCUGCGGGAGGAAGCGGAGCAAGAGCUGCUGGCAUCCUUCAAGGAGCUCGUGCCAGCAGUGCGGCCAAGCAUCACCUGUGACUACGAAGUGGGUGCGAGCUUGAGUGACAUCGGAUGUGACAACAUACCGCUUGUGUCGCGAAAAGAGCAAUCUGAGCAAUCUUAUCGUAGCGACAUGCAAGAUGUGCAUAACAUGAACGUCUAUGAGAUGGGUCUCAGUGCUGGAGUGGUUGAAGAUCUAGUGACACAGGGCGGCGACAUGACUGCUAAUUUGAACGUAGCAGGGAAUGCAAUGCCCGGUGGGGCCUUGACUUUGAACCUCUCACUGGGGAAGAUCCGCGUCAUGAAGGCCUUCGUGGGAGCCUCCCUGAACCAGGAGUGUCUGAACAUGAUGCAGUUCGCCACAAGCCCUGUGGAUGCAGUUCACCUCAUCUACACGCGGAGUAGCGAUUCAACUUUAGCAGUCAACGAGGACUGCAAGGUGCUAAGUUGUCGGGUCCUUGCCAAUGCAUUAUACCUCAUGCCGGACUUGCAGAAUGGUGGAGCUAAUUGCACGAACCAGUUUGAGAUCAAGACGCCCGAAGAUGCGAGCUUCUGUCCUUGCUCGAGCUUGCUUGCCGAGAUCGAUUCCACGGUACAGGCGGAGAUCGACAGCGUGUGCGGCUCGCGACUCCUGAAGGAUGGAUGUGGCAAAUAUGCCACUGAGCCAAGUUGGUGCAACUCGACAGGCGGCAGACGACUGGAUGUUUUGGAAACGUCGGAAGCGGCGGAGCUUCCAUGCAAGACGCCAUCCUGGCAAGAGCCACCGACGUUGGAUUCCUUCUUGGAAGUGCCAUCUGAAUCGAGGCAGCUUCAGCAGGUGAACAGCGAUGCACCGCCAUGGACCGUCGGCCCAUGGUCCACAUGCAAGUGCUUUGAGCAGUGCAUGCCGGGGCUGCGGUCGCGUAUCGUCCAGUGUGGCGGAAGCGUGUGCAGGGGAAGUCAACCUGAGAGCACUCAGGAGUGCACGUGCACACAUUGUGCCCUCUGCCAGCAUGCUGAGAUUGUCUUGCACAUAAGCUUGAUCAUCAACUUCUCGCAGGCUGGGAUGGCGCUCAUCCUGGGCCUGGCUUUGGGCUACUUUGGCUCGCUGGGGGAGGAGAAGCUCAUCAAAAUCAGCCUGUUGUCGAAGCUGGCUGGCUUCUUCUGCAAGAAUUUGCCCAUGCUGGAGAACCUCGCCGAUCUUGUGAGCUUGGGUCUUUUCGUUUGGCUGGUCAUCAUCACAUACAUCCCGCCCAUCUUCGAGUUGUACUGGAUGCAGGACUGCUUCCAGAACGAGCUCUUGAGGGUGUCCUGCUCUAUUCCUCUCCUCCUGUGGCUUUGUAGACUGAUGCUGGGCCGAUGUGCUAAGCGGUACACUAGGGUACCUCCGCAGCUCUACUCCCCGGUGCGACGCUUGCCUAUGGGGAUCAAGCACAUCAACGCUUUCAUGCGCUGCCUCGGGCCCGUCUGA
Symbiodinium sp. CCMP2456 is the source of this 3426-nucleotide messenger RNA. NCBI's taxonomy places the organism in Eukaryota, Dinophyceae, Suessiales, Symbiodiniaceae. The record is from the annotation of a GenBank genome assembly.